Messenger RNA from Hippocampus comes (tiger tail seahorse), 4502 nucleotides. RefSeq names its product recombination activating 1 (gene rag1). Gene Ontology annotation, molecular function: ubiquitin protein ligase activity; metal ion binding; double-stranded DNA endonuclease activity. Lineage: Eukaryota; Metazoa; Chordata; Actinopteri; Syngnathiformes; Syngnathidae. Bases 161 to 3370 code for a protein of 1069 amino acids. Gene Ontology annotation, biological process: V(D)J recombination; adaptive immune response; pre-B cell allelic exclusion. The record is from RefSeq and is a predicted model, not a curated record. Gene Ontology annotation, cellular component: endodeoxyribonuclease complex; DNA recombinase complex; nucleus. The transcript is spliced from 4 exons.
UUUGACUCCUGGUAACAGAUGCCUCAAGCUGUGAGAAACAAACACAUUGAGGAGUGUGUUUAGGCCUAUCGCUCCAGGGCUUCCCUUGUGCCCUCACGCAGAGAGGAGCCCCGAGGGACUGACGCCAGCUGAGAAUGAAAAACAAGGCUUAAGUCCAAUUAUGGCAGAGGAAAGCCUGGAGACAGAUGGCCCCAGAUCAUCCAUGCCGGCUGAGCUCCCCCAUCCCUACUCUAAGUACACUCAGUGGAAGUUUAAACUGUUUAGAGUGAAGUCCAUUGAGAAGGCCCCUAUGUCCAGUGAGAAGGAAGCCAUGUCAGGGAUCUCUAAACCUAACCUUGGUACAGCUCCAAAUAUACUCCUUGAUAAUGGUACGACUACAGGGAGUGUUAUCAAAUUGUGUCUCGGUGGGAAAAGCAAGGAAACUGCUGAACCACUUCACCAGAGCAUGGAUCUGAAGCUCGAAGAAACUGACAACCACAUAAAGCACCUCAGAUGUCUGUGCCGUCUUUGUGGAAUCCUGCUAAGGAAAGUCAGUGGCCCAAUCCAUGAUGUUCACGCAGUUCUGGAUAAUGACAGCAAGAAUUCCCUCCGCAAAAUGGGCUGCACAUUCACAAAAUGGCCGGAGGUCAUACACAAAGUCUUUAAAGUGGACGUAACAACAGAUACAGAAUCUGUUCAUCCGCUUUCCUUCUGCCAUCGCUGCUGGAUGACUGCUAUACGGGGAGGGGGGGUAUGCAAUUUGUCCGAGACAAAAGUCCCCGAGUGGAAACCUCAUUGUGCUCUCUGCCACCUGUGUUCGCCUAAGAAACAAUCAUUCCACACGACUGGCAGAAAAAGGAGAACAGCCACUUCCAGAGCCCACAGCUUUGUCAAAAGAACCAGGUUGGAGCACAGCCAUAUCACUGUCAGCAGUGAAGGUCGAGUUCUGAGACCAUUUGGCAGCCACCUUCAUGGUGCUGCCCUUAAGACAUGGAAAAGUCCCAGUAUCCAAAGGAAGCACUGGAUGAGGACCAUCACACACUGUCAGAAACAACACCUGAGUAGCAAGCUUAUGUCUGAGAAUUUCCCUGUUGAUUUCCUCCGUUCUUUCACUUGCAUGGUGUGUGACCAUCUGCUCUCUCACCCAGUUCAAGCCCCCUGCGGCCACCUCUUCUGCCACAGCUGUAUUAUAAAAUACAAAAACUUGAUAGGGCCUCACUGUCCUGCCUGCAACUUACCCUGUUCCAGCGAUGACCUCAUUCCUCCCGCAAAAACUUUUUUGUUCGUCCUGCAUUCUCUGCUUUUGAUCUGCCCAAGAGAUGGCUGCGGUCAGCAUGUAAGACUGGACUCAUUUAAAGCUCACUGUAUGAGCCAUGAAGCGCAGGAUGCACGGCAGCAAUCAUCACAGCUUGACGACUACCUGGUUGCCAAUAAAGGGGGAAGGCCUCGCCAACACUUGCUAUCCCUCACGCGUCGAGCCCAGAAGCAUCGACUGAGGUCUCUGAAGAAACAGGUGAGGAUGUUUGCGGAUAAAGAAGAAGGCGGCGACCUAAAGUCAGUGUGUCUGACGCUGUAUCUUCUGGCGCUGAGAUCUGCGAAUGAACACCGAAUGGCAGAUGAGCUGGAGGUCACAAUGCAAGGCAGAGGCUUUGCAUUACAUCCUGCUGUGUGUUUGGCUAUCCGGGUCAACACCUUCCUGAGCUGCAGCCAGUAUCACAAAGUGUACCGGACUGUCAAAGCCACCAGCGGCCGCCAAAUCUUUCAGCCUUUACACGCUUUGCGAGCUGCAGAGAAAGAACUUCUCCCUGGCUUUCACCAGUUUGAAUGGCAGCCAGCUCUCAAGAACGUGUCUGCAUCUUGCAAUGUCAGGAUCAUAAAUGGGCUCUCUGGAUGGACUUCGACUUUGGAUGACUCACCACCUGAGACCAUCACACGUCGAUUCCGCUACGAUGUGGCUCUGGUGUCAGCAAUAAAGGAUCUGGAGGAGGACAUAGUGGAGGGUAUGAGAGAGAGGGGGAUGGAAGACAGUGCCUGUACCCUAGGCUUCAGUGUUCUGAUCAAAGAAUCUUGUGACGGCAUGGGAGAUGUCAGUGAAAAGCACGGCGGAGGCCCAGUUGUUCCUGAGAAAGCUGUUCGCUUCUCUUUCACCAUUAUGUCUAUUUCUGUAUUGCUAGAUGAAGGUAAUAGGCAGGAGGUUACAAUCUUCACUGAGCCAAAACCAAACUCAGAAUUGUGCUGUAAGCCCCUCUGUCUGAUGUUUGUGGACGAAGCGGACCACGAGUCACUCACAGCUGUCUUGGCGCCCAUGGUCGCAGAGCGUAACGCAAUAAAGGAGAGCAGGCUUAUCCUGACCAUAGCCGGCCUGCCUCGAUCUUUCCGCUUCCACUUUAGAGGGUCGGGAUACGAUGAAAAGAUGGUACGUGAAUUUGAGGGCUUGGAAGCCUCCGGAUCCACUUACGUCUGCACACUGUGUGACUCCAGUCGAGUGGAGGCUGCUAAAAAUAUGGUGCUCCACUCCGUCACACGCAGUCAUGAUGAGAACCUGGCACGUUAUGAAAUCUGGCGAACCAACCCAUUUUCUGAGUCUGUAGAGGAACUGCGGGACAGAGUCAAAGGCGUCUCUACCAAGCCCUUCAUAGAGACCCAUUCCACACUUGAUGCGUUGCACUGUGAGAUUGGAAAUGCCACAGAGUUCUACAAAAUUUUCCAGGACGAAAUAGGGGAGGUGUACCGAAAGGAAAAUCCCAGCCGGGAGGAACGACGCAGCUGGCGGGCAGCCCUAGAUAAAGAACUGAGGCAGAAGCUGAAGCUCAAACCUGUGAUGAGGAUGAACGGCAACUACGCCCGUAAGCUAAUGACCCUUGAGGCGGUGCAAGUGGUGUGUGAGCUGGUCCCCUCGGAGGAGAGGAGGGAGGCCCUGAGGGAGCUGAUGAGGCUGUAUCUUCAGAUGAAGCCUGUGUGGCGCUCCACCUGCCCAGCCAAGGAAUGUCCUGACCAACUCUGCCGCUACUCCUUUAACUCCCAGAGUUUCGCUGACCUAAUCUCCACUACCUUCAAAUACCGCUACAAAGGUAAAAUAACCAACUACCUGCACAAGACCCUGGCCCACGUCCCCGAAAUAAUAGAGCGAGAUGGAUCUAUCGGUGCUUGGGCCAGUGAGGGGAACGAGUCGGCGAACAAACUGUUCAGGCGUUUCCGCAAGAUGAACGCGCGCCAGUCAAAAGCCUUUGAGCUGGAGGAUGUCCUGAAACAUCACUGGCUCUACACGUCAAAGUACUUGCAGAGGUUCAUGCAGGCUCAUAAGUACUCUGUGAAAACCCUGCAGGCAACCAUUGACCCUGCAGAGAUCCAGGACAGUAAAAGUAUGUCGCAGGAGGUCAUUGAUUUUUGAUUUUGAAAUUAACCCGAAAGCUUUGAUUUAUUUAAUGUUCCAAGUUGUUAAAUAACACACUAUUUACUAAAAAAAUGAUGACAAUGAGUGGAAAUAUUUAUUUUUAGUAGUUCAUGUAAUAACCAAUAACCAAGCAACCAAAGGCCAAUUUUAAGUUUAUUUAUUCAUUCAUUUAUUGUUCAUUAAUGUUGGACGAUGUUAAGGCUGUUGGACUAGUUAAUUGUGUAUCUUGGCUGUUUGGAUGGUUACUGUGUAGGAACGGAUUGUAAAUUGAUAUAGACGGUAACCCACAGACUCAUUUUGCAACACAAAAGUAAUUUCCCCGCCCUCCAAUAUGUGAAGUAUAGCUCAGUUUAUUGUAUUGCAAGGAUGUGACAUUUUUAUGACUUUAUCAAGUGAAUAUUUACGGAGCCAGAUGAAAAUGGUGGAAGUCAUUAUGGGGAAAGUGUGUUAAGUUGACCAUAUUUGUGGAUUUGUGGCCAUUUCGAAUGGAGAGAAACCCAUUCACAGAGUUUAAUGCUCUUUGUUUCAUGACUGCCCUCUGCAAAAGAUUAAUUUAUUGCUUUAUCCUGGCACCCCUAAGGGCCGAAUAUAUGCCAGGUCACUUUGAACCGAAUUUUAUCUUUUUUAUUUUGCGCGUCUCAGAUGAUACAUCAUGCUUAUUCGACACCUUCACAUAAAAUAAAGCAUCUAAUGGCCUUUUUCAUAUAUCAUGAAAAUGCAAUUUACAGCCAAACACCAAGCCCAGUCUUGAGCAGGGAUUUUUCUUUAGCUUGGUACAAAACUGCACUUUUCCUCUUUUGACAUUUCUUCAUCACAAUGGCCCGAGAUGGAAGAAAGACAGAAGGACGUUGUGUAAACUGAGUUUGUUGGCAACUUUAUUUCUUUGAUCGAUUGCAUUGUCUCUUCCUGCCCUUGACAUUUGUGGGUGCGGCAAGCAAUUUUGUUUUCUUAUUUUAUUGGAUGUGUGAUUCCAUUUUACUGUCAUAAGUGCAACAAUACAACAACGUGGCUGUCACCGGCCUCAACAGGCAUCAUCUUUUAGAAUGCAUUUUAUGACGGCGUGUCUCAAAGUUGUGUUUUGCCAAAAUAAAUUGCGCUUCCAAGUAAAUCGGUGAUGGAUGAUUCACAA